CGACAACCUUCCGGACAACAGUCAACCGGGGAAACUAUUUAAAACCGGAAGGAAGAAAGGGAAGAAAGGGAAGAAAACAAAAGAACCAUCCCCCCAAAAUAACAAUUCUAUACUCGAUCAUGACACCCCGCUGUUUUAUUGUCCGCCACGGCGAGACCGAAUGGUCCCUCAAUGGCCGACACACCGGAACAACGGAUCUACCGCUAACACCAAAUGGUGAGAAGCGUAUCAAGGCUACAGGCAAGGCUCUCGUUGGGAAUGACCGCCUUAUUGCACCGAAGAAGCUAGUUCAUGUCUAUGUCUCUCCCCGCGCCCGCGCUCAACGAACCCUGGAGCUCCUCGAGAUCGGCUGCAAAGAACGGCUUCCCUGGGCGGGGAGGAGAAAGUCAGAAGAUGAGGAGCCCAUUCGAACGGAAGCGAAGGUCGAAGUCACAGAUGCAAUCCGGGAGUGGGACUAUGGUGACUACGAAGGAUUGACCAGCAAGCAGAUCAGGCAGAUGAGAGCGGAGCAGGGCCAGGGAUCAUGGGAUAUUUGGCGGGAUGGCUGUCCCGGCGGAGAAUCCCCGGAAGACAUCAUCAAGCGCCUGGACGCCUUGAUCGCCGAUAUCAGGGCGAAAUACCACCAACCGUGUUUGGACAGCUCGUCGGAAGCCUCAGGCAAGGGCGAUGUCCUCAUCGUCGCGCACGGGCACAUUCUGCGCGCGUUCGCCAUGCGCUGGACGGGAAAGUCUUUAACAGAAACCACACUGAUCCUCGAAGCGGGCGGAGUCGGCACCUUAAGUUACGAGCACCAGAACAUCGAAGAACCAGCGAUUAUUCUCGGAGGAGCUUUCGUCGUGGAUAGCUAG
Aspergillus ochraceoroseus IBT 24754 is the source of this 848-nucleotide messenger RNA. RefSeq names its product histidine phosphatase family protein. The record is from RefSeq and is a predicted model, not a curated record. Lineage: Eukaryota; Fungi; Ascomycota; Eurotiomycetes; Eurotiales; Aspergillaceae. Gene Ontology annotation, biological process: ribose phosphate biosynthetic process. The transcript is spliced from 4 exons. Gene Ontology annotation, molecular function: sedoheptulose-bisphosphatase activity. The coding region runs from base 120 to 848 and encodes 242 amino acids.